AUGGCCGCUACCUCGAACGGCAACGCCGCCCAGGGCGCCGCCGCCCCGGGUCAGAUGCCCGGCCUCAACAGCUCCCAGAAGCAGGCCGUCGCCCAGGUCGCCGCGCAGGACGCCCAGCGCGGUGCUACCGUUCACACAUUUGACGCCAACGCUGCGCCCCAGGACAAGGCCGCUGCUAGCAAGAGCGGCUUUGGCAAGGUCUUUGGUGCCCCGAAGAGCAUCGGCCGCGGCGUCAUGAACGUCGGCAAAGGUGCCGCCGGCGGUGUCGGUGCUGUUGGACGCGGCGUCGUCGGCGGUGCGACAAAUGUUGUUGGCGGAGUUGCUGACGGUGUCGGUGCCGUUGGCCGAGGUGCCAUCGAUGGUGUCGGAGCCGUCGGCAAGGGCGCCAUCGGUGGUGUCACUGCCGUCGGUCGCGGCGUCGGCGGCGGCGUCAAUGCCGUCACUGGCCACGUCCACGGCCAGGCCAGGAAUAUGCUCGGCAACAUGCCCGGCAUGGGCGCGCUCAAGGACGACCCGAAGGGCAGCGCGCGUGCAAUGAAGGGCAAACUCACCCCCAUCCGACCUGAUUCACUCCCUAAGCUUCCAAAAAUCACCGUGACGAGAGCCGUUGCUGAUGAACCCCAAGCCGUCGCUAUCGACACGUCGACCUCGGACGCCCCCGCCCCGACGGUCUCCCUCGAGGACGCCAAGAAGGCUAGCGAGGAGGCCAAGAAGGAGCAGGACGUCCCCGGCAACAUUCCCAAGACAGUCCUCCCCGGCAUCCCCACUUGGGAGGUCGCCGGCAUUGAGGGCAAGGGCCUGGCCGAUGCCAAGACCGCUGAGCAGCUUAGCAUUCUGCAGCAGUAUGUCUCGGACCAGUACUACGGUACUUGGUACGUGAACGCUGGCAUCAUUGUCUUUGCCGUUCUCGCUACCCGUCUCACCUCGUGGCUCUGCUUUGGCUGGGCCUGGGUCUUCAUCAUUCUCGCCUUCUGUGCCACCGCCUACUCCCUCUCGAUCAAGCGCACCCGCGAGCGCGCCCGUGACGACAUUCAGCGCGAGCUCGUCAAGACUCGUCUCAUCACCGAGACCGAGAGCGCUGACUGGCUCAACGGCUUCCUCGACCGCUUCUGGCUCAUCUACGAGCCCGUUCUUUCGGCUACCAUUGUUCAGUCUGUCGACGCUGCCCUCGUUGCCAACACCCCCGGCUUCCUGGACAGCAUUCGCAUGACCACCUUCACCCUCGGCAACAAGGCUCCCCGCAUUGACUAUGUUCGCACCUUCCCCAAGACCCCCGACGAUGUCGUCGCCAUGGACUGGGCUAUUUCCUUCACACCCAACGACCUCCAGGACGUUACUCCCCGCGAGGCUGUCAACCGCGUCAACCCCAAGAUCGUUCUUACCAUCCGUCUCGGCAAGGGCAUGGUUUCCACUGGCAUGCCCAUUCUCCUCGAGGACCUCUCCUUCUCGGGCAAGAUGCGUAUCAAGCUCAAGCUCAUGACCGCCUUCCCCCACAUCCAGAAGGUCGAGAUGAGCUUCAUCGAGAAGCCUACCUUUGACUACGUCCUGAAGCCUAUCGGAGGUGAGACCUUCGGUUUCGACAUCAACUCGAUCCCCGGUCUCGCCCCCUUCAUCCGCGACCAGGUCCACGCCAACCUCGGCCCCAUGAUGUACGACCCCAACGUCUUCACCCUUGACCUCGAGCAGAUGCUCUCGGGCACUCCUCUCGACGCUGCCAUUGGUGUCCUCAAGAUUACUGUUCACGACGCCCGCGGCCUCAAGUCUACUAAGCUUGGAGGCGGCGCGCCCGAUCCCUACGUUGCUCUGUCUCUUGGUGCCAAGCCCCCUGUCGCCCGCACCAAGACCAUUGACUCGACUUCUACUCCCUCGUGGAACGAGACCCAGUUCGUUCUCGUCAACUCUCUCGCCGACGUUCUCAACUUCAACAUCUUCGACUACAACGAGCACACCAAGGACGACCAGAUCGGCACUGUCACCCAGGAGCUCCAGGGCUUCGAGGACGACGAGUCUCAGGAGGGCCUUGUCGGCCGCAUUCUCCAGGGCGGCAAGGACCGCGGAGAGCUCCGUUACGACAUCAACUACUACCCGACUAUCCAGCCCGAGAAGAAGGAGGACGGCACUUUCGAGCCUCUUCCCGACAUCCCCACUGGUAUUGCCCGUCUCAACAUCCACCAGGCGAAGGACUUUGACCGCUCCGGCGAUGUCAACGCGUACGCUUCCGUCUACCUCGGCAAGAACCCCGAGCCUAUCCACUCGACCGAUGUCGUCAAGAAGAACUCGGCUCCUGCCUGGGAUGACCACACCGAGUACAUUUGCGCCGACAAGAACGCCUCCGUCGUCACCGUCGUGGUCACUGACAAGAAGACGAACUCGAUCCUCGGCCGCUCCACGAUCAAGCUCUCCGACAUCAUCGCCGCCAAGGAGAAGGAGGAGGACUGGUUCCCGCUCCAGGGCUCGCGCCAGGGCAAGAUCCGUCUCUCCGCUACCUUCAAGCCUGUCAGCAUGCCUGGUGCCAUUGACGGCGCCGCGUCCUACGUUCCUCCCAUCGGUGUCCUCCGUGUCCACGUCAAGAAGGCCAUCGACGUGAAGAACGUCGAGCUCACCGGCAAGUCUGACCCCCACGUUCGCGUUAUCCUGGGUGGAAAGGUCCUUGGCCGCACCGACGUUCAGGACUCGAACCUCAACCCCGUCUGGGACCAGAUCAUCUACGUUCCUGUUCACUCUCUUCGCGAGCGCCUCACCCUCGAGCUUAUGGACUACCAGAACCUCGGCAAGGACCGCACUCUUGGUAUGAUCAACCUCGAGGUCGGCGGCUUCGCUGCCGAGAACCCUGGUAACAACGAGUUCCCGUACGCUUCCCUUGGCCCCAAGUCGCUCGCUGAGCGCAUCUGGAUCGACAAGGACAAGGAGUACAAGGGCCAGCUCUUCCUCGACGUUGACUUCAAGCCCGCCAUGUCGCUGAAGGGCGGCGUGUCGUUUGAACCCAAGGCCCCCAACCCCGUCAAGGAGGUCGCCCAGGCCAAGAUUACCGAGAUUAACGACCCCACUGCCACUUCUGCCCCCUCUGCUGCCAACGGCUCUGCUGCCGCCACCAACGGCACUGCCCCUGCUGCUGCUCUUGCCAACGCCCCCGGUGACACUUCUGCCCCUACUCCUCCCCCCACUAAUGGCGACGCUCCUGCUGUUCCUCCCAAGGAGGGCAACGCCGCCAAUGGCGACGGCAAGACGCCCGAGACUGCUGCCGAGGACCCCGAGGUCGGUGUUGAGCUCACCGAUGCCCAGCUCCUCCAGUACCAGUCUGGUAUUCUCUGCUUCCAGGUCAUCGAGGGCAAGCUCGCCCGCAAGGGUGCCCUUGAGAUCAUGUUUGACGACGGCUACUACCCCACUUUCACCACCGAGAAGGCCCGUGGCACCCACGUCAAGUGGGACCAGGUUGGCGAGGGUUUCGUCAAGGAGCUCGACUUUGGCCGCACCUGGAUGCGCAUCAACGCCGACCCCGAGGACGAUGAGCCCGAGAUUGUUGCCGAGCUCCACAUGGACACCAAGGAGUUCCUCGAGGCGACUCUCGACAAGACUGCCACCUUCACCCUCACUGCCCCCAACGGCCAGAACCGUAGCACGGUCACGUUCUCGUCCCGCUACAUUCCCGUCAACAUUGUGCUCGAGCAGCGCGAGACGGUCAACAACCAGGGUAUCCUGCGCGUCAAUGUUAUUGGCGCCAAGAACCUGCUCGCUGCCGACCGUGGCGGCAAGUCUGACCCCAACGUCACCUUCUCGCUGAACGGCCGCAAGGUGUUCAAGUCGGAGACCAUCAAGAAGACGGUCAACCCGACGUGGAACGAGCAGUUUGAGACUGUCGUCCCCUCGCGCUGCGCUUCGCAGUUCGAGUUCCUCGUCUCUGACUGGAACACUGUCGGCAGCUCCGACCCGCUCGGCGGCGGUGUCAUUGACCUGAACCGCCUCGAGCCCUUCCAGGCCACCAACGCCGAGUUCCCCGUCGUUCUCGACGGCAAGCAGCACGGUACCCUCCAGCUGUCCAUGGUCUUCACUCCUCAGUUUGUCACUGCCGUCCGCCAGCGUACCUCGACCUUUGCCUCUGGCACCGGCCGUGUCGUUACCAACGUUGGCUCGGCUGCCAUUGGCGCCCCCGUCGCCGUCGGCAAGGGCGUUGUUGGUGGUGUCGGCAAGGUCGUCUCUGCCCCCGGUCGCCUCUUCGGCAAGAAGAAGGACCGCACGCCGUCCCAGACGAUCCCGAACCAGGAGGCUGCCUUCAUCGCCGCCGGCGGUGCCGCGCACGGCGAGCCGCCCCAGGGCUACGCCGUCGACGGCCACGUCCCUGCUGACGGCCAGGCUCUCGCUGCCGGUCAGGUCUCUGCUCCCGCCGGAGUCGUCCAGCAGGGCGUCCCGACUGGCGAGGCCGCCACGACGCUUCCGGCCGACAUGGCCUCCGCCCCGCAGGAGCCGGGCACGCUGACCGUGACUGUCCUGGGCGCGAAGGACAUUCGCCCCGUGGGCAACAGCGUGCCCAAGGCGCUCGUCGCGCUCAAGUGCGGCGGCAAGUCGUACAAGACGGACUACAAGAAGGGCACCGAGGCCGAGUACAACGAGAGUUUCGCGUUCCACGUUGCGCCGGGCACGAACCAGCUGCAGCUCGCCGUGCUCGACCACCACUCGUUCGGUAAGGACGAGACGCUUGGUGAGGCCCUGGUCGACAUCUGGCGCCACAUCCAGCCCGCCGUGCCCACCGCGGACGUCUUUGUCGAGCUCAACGAUGGCUCGGGCGCCGUCAAGCUGCGCCUCGACUGGGCCGCGGGCGCCAACUCGGCCCAGGGGUCCAAGCUCGGCCGGUCCCGCUCCCGCUCCGCUAGCAUCACGAGCCGCACGACGGCCACCGUGGACACGCCGAGCAAGUCCAAGUUUGGCAAGUGA
Trichosporon asahii var. asahii CBS 2479 is the source of this 4929-nucleotide messenger RNA. RefSeq lists its product as uncharacterized. The transcript is spliced from 5 exons. The record is from RefSeq and is a predicted model, not a curated record. NCBI's taxonomy places the organism in Eukaryota, Fungi, Basidiomycota, Tremellomycetes, Trichosporonales, Trichosporonaceae. Gene Ontology annotation, molecular function: lipid binding. Bases 1 to 4929 code for a protein of 1642 amino acids.